AUGGGUCGCGUUCGUACCAAGACUGUCAAGAGAGCCUCCAAGGUCCUCAUCGAGAAGUACUACCCUCGUCUCACCCUGGACUUCCAGACCAACAAGAAGAUCGCCUCCGAGGUUGCCAUCAUCCCCUCCAAGCGCCUCCGCAACAAGAUCGCCGGUUUCACCACCCAUUUGAUGAAGCGUAUCCAGCGUGGACCCGUCCGUGGUAUCUCCUUCAAGCUCCAGGAGGAGGAGCGCGAGCGCAAGGACAACUACAUCCCCGAGUUCUCGGCCUUGGACACUUCCGCCAUUGAGAUCGAUACCGAUACUCAGGCUUUGCUCAAGUCCUUGAACUUUGAGGACCUUGCUGGUGUCACUGCCGUCGAGGUCAAGCAGACCCCCGUUGACACCUUCCGCAAGCCCCGCGGUGACCGCAAGGAGCGUGCUUAA
This is a messenger RNA of Linnemannia hyalina, 426 nucleotides long. NCBI's taxonomy places the organism in Eukaryota, Fungi, Mortierellomycota, Mortierellomycetes, Mortierellales, Mortierellaceae. The record is from the annotation of a GenBank genome assembly.